AUGUCACGCGCCUCGGCCGGCUUUGCGGACUUUUUCCCCACGGCCCCGUCGGUCCUCCAGCAGAAGCGCUUCAAAUCAGGAGACCGUCGAAGAAGAGUUCCAGAUGUUCCCGAGGUGACUGCCUCUUUCACAGUCUCCUCCGUGCCUCCCGGUGGGGCAUCUGAUAUGCCGGCUGCGGAGCCAUGCUCCAUUCAACCGCCCUCCUCUGACCUCCAGGGGGGUGAAUCCCAUGCACCAGGAGAGGCAAAUGGAAUAUUACCUUCAUCGGUUGACGCUACUUGCCCGCCUAUUCAUACCUCAGCAUCCCUUAUCAACACGGAAUCAUCUACGCCGUGUAAGGCGACGAGUCCGCAGCCGAAGAUAGCAGAAGAAAAUCUCUCAAGGAGCACUACUGGACCUAGCGAGGACCCGAUCAAAGCCUCCGUCACCUCUACGCAUCCUCCCCAUCUUCAAUCAAAAACUCGCUCGGAAAAUGUGGUCAAAGGCUACCGGGUGAUCUACGACCCCGAACUGGACAAGCGCUCGUCUAAAGAGACUUCUUCCAAAGAGAAGCGACGGAAACUCCAGUAUGCGGAAAUAUUUGCUAAUCAUCAAGUCACUCCUUCCGAUCCUCGCCUGGCGAUCACCAACUACACCCGAGGAUCGGCUUGCGGGCCGAAACACAGAUAUCAAACUGCCCCGUAUACCUUGAAACCAUGGCCGUACGAUGCAACAACCAGUGUUGGACCAGGUCCUCCGGUCCAAGUGUUGGUGAUGGGCUUUGAUCCAUUGUCGCCGGUCACUCUCAUCAGUGCCCUCUUCUCGAGCUUUGGUGAGAUUGCAGAAAUGAACAACCGCACCAACCCCACCACAGGCCGUUUCCUUGGCAUCUGCUCCAUCAAAUACAAAGAUAGCCCGGCAUUCCGUGGAGGUAGCCCGGUCUCGGCAUCCAGUGCAGCACGGCGUGCAUAUUUUGAAUGCAAAAAGGAACAACGCAUUGGGAUUCGAAGGAUUCGAGUGGAGAUGGACCGGGAAGGAGCCGCGUCCGAACGAAUGGCCGCAAGAGCAAUUGAAUCACAGCGCUUGGCUUCCCAGCCUAUUCUUGCCCAGCCAAGCAAGCCGGAUCUCAAGAAAAAUGAACCCCCUCCGACAGCACCGAAAGGUCCCUCUGGACGGUCGGCCCUUCGCCCCGGAAUCUCAAUCCCACGAGGACCAAAUACUCCCCUGGGGCCCGUCGGGGUACAGUCUCUGGUUGAAGAGACACUGGUGUUGGAUCAAAUCAAACGUGACCCUUACAUCUUCAUUGCACAUUGCUAUGUUCCAGUUCUAACCUCGACUCUUCCACAUUUGAGUAAAAGACUGAAGUUGUUCAGCUACAAGACCAUUCGCUGUGACAAGACUGGCUACUACAUUAUCUUCGAGAAUUCCCGGCGAGGCGAAGAGGAAACGGAACGUUGCUUUCGAUAUUGUCACAUGCAGCCCUUGUUCACUUACAUCAUGAAUAUGGAAAGCCAGCCUUACGGGAACCCCAAUCACGUUCGCAGUCCAAGUCCGGAACGUCUCAGAGCCGAGGAACGAGAAAAGGCGCAGAAGGAUAGAGUCAAGAAAGAGGCUGAAUUUGAUAUUGAAGAGGAAAAGAAACAGCGUGCUGCCAACUUGGAUCCUUGCCGAGAAGUUCUGUCCAUCAUCAUUCGGAAUCUAAGAGACAAGCUUCUUGAAGAUGUCAAGUCACGCGUUGCUGCCCCGGCUUUGUAUGACUAUCUCGAUCCCGGCAAACAUGCUGCUAGGAGGGAAAGACUGGGGAUCUCUGCUCCAGAAGGCACGAAACAUCUUGCUUUCCGAAUCGGCGCGGGCAGUAAUCUCGGGCCUACAGACUCUCGGUCUGAACUGGCGAAUGGCCAGGAUUCACUUCGGUCUACGAACCUCAGUGUACUGGCCCUUCCGCGCAUCCGCAAGGCCCACGGGUCUGAUCGAGCCGGAGCUGCGUUUGUGGAUGAGCGACGCCGAAAACCCCUUCGGAAGAGAGAAGUUCGGCCUCUGUACCAUCGCCUGCAGGAAUUGCACGACGACGAAGAUUCGGACGACGAGCAACGUACACCACUCACCCGAGAUACCGAAGAGAGAAGCAGUCGUCCUGCGAGUCGGGCAAGCUCGGCAUCUGAAUCCGAACAGGAUGAACCAUAUCAAUCAGAUGCAGUGGCUUCUUUUGUCGAUAGUAAUACCCAAGUGGCUGAUGAAACAGACGAGGCAGACGAGGCAGACGAGACAGACAAGAGGAGUGAUGGGUCUGUCCAGGGCUCGGAAGUACUGACUUCUUCUACGCUCAAAAGAAAGCGAAUUCCCGGAGAGACCGAUGUACGCAAACGUCAACGACCAGACGAGGAGCUCUCCAAAAUUCAGCCACUGGAGGUGACUAUUGGUGAUACUCCGGGUGUUUCUGCUGCAAUUGCUCCUGAUUCUCGUGCUCCAUUGCCAAUGCACGAUAAGUCGAUCAAAGAACAAGACGUCGAAAUUGCUUUAGAAAAAGCUACCACUAACGAUACGUCCGAUGAUGAAGAUGCUUGGGGAGCGAAAGGCAUUGAUGAACCCGGAGCUGAGAUCAAAUGGGGAGUAUCCAAGCAUGAACCACGGGCGACAGUGGAAGACGAUGAAGCUAUCAUUCUGGAUCUGGAUGGUUGGCAACACUUAAUCAAAGACGAAGAAGACAUGCGGUUCCUGCAUGAAAUGUUGCUCGAUCAGAUUGCAUCCUCCAACGUCGAUAAUCUGGCAGCAUGGGCAUGGCGGCAAAAGGAGAUCAAGGCUCUGAACCAGCAAGAACCCAGAGGGCCAACCCACGAUGUGAUUGGCAUCAGUGGGCAUUACAUUUCAAACUCGACAGGCGCUGCUCGGACUCAGGGUCGAAAGAGAAUCCUUGAGUCUGAAAAAUCCAAAUAUCUGCCACAUCGGAUCAAGGUUCAGAAAGCCCGUGAGGAACGCGAGGCGAAAGCCAAGGCUGAUCCCCAAGCUGCAGCUGCUGAAGCAGCCCGGAUUGCUGCUGCAAAGACCAUCUCCAAAUCAAGCUCACGGUCAACCCGUGUCAACAAUCGCCGGCUCAUCGCCGAUAUCAAUGCACAGAAACAAGCUCUUCCAACAUCGAGUGGGGAGGGUGAUGUUCUCCGAUUUAACCAGCUUAAGAAACGCAAAAAGCCAGUCCGCUUUGCUCGAUCCGCCAUUCACAACUGGGGCUUGUAUGCCGAAGAGAACAUCUCAGCGAACGACAUGAUCAUCGAAUAUGUUGGUGAAAAGGUUCGGCAGCAGGUCGCUGACAUGAGAGAAAGGCGAUAUCUCAAAAGCGGAAUCGGAAGCAGUUAUCUCUUCCGAAUUGAUGAGAACACUGUCAUAGACGCCACCAAGCGAGGUGGAAUCGCGCGUUUCAUCAACCAUAGCUGUACACCCAAUUGCACUGCUAAGAUCAUCAAGGUUGAUGGGAGUAAGCGGAUUGUGAUUUAUGCGCUGCGAGAUAUUGAACGAGAUGAGGAACUCACGUACGACUACAAGUUUGAACGAGAAUGGGGCAGUGACGACCGUAUUCCUUGUCUCUGUGGCUCAACUGGCUGCAAAGGAUUCCUCAAUUAG
Molecule: messenger RNA, 3594 nt
Organism: Penicillium verhagenii
Lineage: Eukaryota; Fungi; Ascomycota; Eurotiomycetes; Eurotiales; Aspergillaceae
Gene: set1
Product: histone methyltransferase SET1
Exons: 2
Coding region: 1-3594 (1197 amino acids)
Cellular component (GO): Set1C/COMPASS complex
Molecular function (GO): nucleic acid binding; histone H3K4 methyltransferase activity; protein binding
Source: RefSeq, a predicted model, not a curated record